Molecule: messenger RNA, 561 nt
Organism: Aspergillus versicolor CBS 583.65
Lineage: Eukaryota; Fungi; Ascomycota; Eurotiomycetes; Eurotiales; Aspergillaceae
Exons: 1
Coding region: 84-446 (120 amino acids)
Source: RefSeq, a predicted model, not a curated record
GCUGCGAAUAAUGGAAGAUGGCUCGAACACAGGUAGCCCAUCCGUCCCUAAGGUCGUAUAGUAGCUGAUUGACUGCUGCAGACAUGCGCUUCAGUGCUGCAGAGAUUAUAAUCCCAGAAGGCACACGUGGGCCGCCCCCGCACUGGCAUGAAAUGCACGACGAGUCGUUCCUCGUCAUGGAGGGCGUGGUGAGGUUCCAUAUCCCUGGCAAGGACCCUGUCGACGCCCAUCCAGGCGACUAUGUCGUCGUCCCAACUCGCAGCCCGCACACCUUCUCGAACAUCGGACCGGGGACGGCCAAGAUCUUCAGUACAUACUCACCGGCGUUUUAUGUUAAUUAUUUCAAGCUCAUGAGCGAGAUGUCGGAGGAGGGCAAGCCGAUGAGUGCAGAGGCCAAUCGCAAGGCGAUGGCCUACUAUGCGACGAUUCCUGUGGCUGAGCCGUGACGGCACUGAAUAUGGCGAGGAAUAAAGAGGAUUGGAAUGAGAUAAAAUAGCUGGACUCUAAUGUAUAUACCUGGAAAGCAGCGUUGUGCUUCUCGGCCACGCCGUAUACCAACAC